UAUGUGAGUCUAACGUCUGUGGUCCUAUCCAUGGACAACAGCCGCUCCCUGGACCUGGACGGCAUCAUCGCCGAGGUCAAGGCCCAGUAUGAGGACAUCGCCAACCAUAGCCGGGCUGAGGCUGAGACCAUGUACCAGAUCAAGUACGAGGAGCUGCAGACAUUGGCUGGGAAGCACGGGGAUGACCUCCAUCGCACGAAGACGGAGAUAUCUGAGGUGAAUCGGAGCAUCAGCCGACUCCAGGCUGAGAUUGAGGCCCUCAAAAACCAGAGGGCUGCCCUGGAGGCUGCCAUUGCCGAUGCUGAGCAGCGCGGGGAGCUGGCCAUUAAGGACGCCAAUGGCAAGGUGGCCGAGCUGGAGGCCGCCCUGCAGCGAGCCAAGCAGGACAUGGCCCGGCAGCUGCGCGAGUACCAGGAGCUCAUGAACGUCAAGUUGGCCCUGGACAUCGAGAUCGCCACCUACCGCAAGCUGCUGGAGGGCGAGGAGAGCCGGCUGGAGUCUGGGAUGCAGAACAUGAGUAUCCAUACUAAGACGACCAGCGGCUUCUCAGGUGGCCUGAGCUCGACCUAUGGGGGCCUCCCAAGCCCUGGCCUCAACUAUGGCCUGAGCUCCUUUCAGUCCAGCUUUGGCUCCUCCGGGUCCUUCAACCGUGGCAGCUCCUCCAAGGCUGUGGUGGUGAAGAAGAUUGAGACCCAUGACGGGAAGCUGGUGUCCGAGUGGUCUGAUGUCCUGUCCAAGUGAACAACCACCGUGGUCCCAUCCAGCCUCCCCGCUUUCGUGGCUGCCAUAGAGCCUUUGAGGGAAGGAGCUGUGUAGGGGAGCAUUGGGAACAGGAGACCCACCUAAGACUCACUCAGCCCCAGUCCUCAGCCUGCCCCUGGGGGGAGUCUGCUGCCCUGGGUACCCCCUCUUGUCCAUGCCUCCAACUAAAAGCCAAUUUGAGUGUCUUGUCCCAAAUAAAGCCUCAGCCGGCUCUGCCCAUCCCAAAAAAAAAAAAAAAAA
Messenger RNA from Lutra lutra (Eurasian river otter), 1002 nucleotides. Its product is annotated as keratin, type II cytoskeletal 8-like. Gene Ontology annotation, cellular component: keratin filament. The record is from RefSeq and is a predicted model, not a curated record. NCBI's taxonomy places the organism in Eukaryota, Metazoa, Chordata, Mammalia, Carnivora, Mustelidae. The annotation marks the transcript as partial. The transcript has a single exon.